GGAAAUGUCAACUUUCCCGGGUUCCAGUUGUUUUAGAGUUGGCCCUGCCAGCGUCCUCAGCAGUCAAGGAAAAGGGAAAUACAAACGCGCUGAGAGCUGAGCUGACAUCUCUGCGCAUGCGCGGCGACCCGAGCAGGAACCGGGAGCCGAGGAGCCGGGGCGUGGCCAGGGCGUGGAGAUUCUGCGCAUGCGCCCAGCCCUCGCUCGGUGCCGCGGCCGCGGCCGGGAGCCACCUGGAGCAUGUCGGCCCCUUUCGAGGAGCGCAGCGGGGUGGUUCCGUGCGGGACGCCCUGGGGCCAGUGGUAUCAGACCCUGGAGGAGGUGUUCAUUGAGGUGCAGGUGCCGCCGGGCACCCGCGCCCAGGAUAUCCGGUGCGACCUGCAGUGCCGGCACGUGGCGCUGGCGGUGGGUGGCCGCGAGAUCCUCAAGGGCAAACUUUUUGAUUCUACAAUAGCUGAUGAGGGAACAUGGACUUUGGAGGACAGAAAAAUGGUUCGUAUUGUUCUUACAAAGACAAAGAGAGAUGCAGCAAAUUGUUGGACUUCUCUUCUAGAAUCUGAAUAUGCAGCUGAUCCUUGGGUGCAAGACCAAAUGCAGAGAAAACUUACAUUAGAGAGAUUCCAGAAAGAAAAUCCUGGUUUUGACUUCAGUGGAGCAGAAAUCUCAGGAAACUACACUAAAGGUGGACCAGAUUUCUCAAAUCUGGAGAAAUAACUGCUAUUUUUUUGCUGCAUUUUGUGGACUCUAGCAGAUGUUACCAGCUUGAUCAAAGGAACAAAUUACAUGGUGGAAGAAAAGUGUGGAUGGCUAUAGUUAACACAUUGCAAAAUAUAUUUAAGUAUGGUUCUAAAAAUUGCAUUCAAAUAUUAUUUACAUAGGAAACCUCUUAAAUACUUUGGUAGCUAUUAAUAUAUGGUAACUGUUUUUGGACUUGGUUUUGCUCAGCAUGAAGUUUCAUAUGAUGCAUUUUGCUAAUUUCAUAUUAACCUAUAUUUUUAAUACAAAAAAGUUAGGGAAUAGAUCAUCAUGAAAAGAUAGGGUGCCUUCAGGGAAAAUUAAUUUUUUUUCUUCUAAGAAGUGUGAUGCAGGAGUAAUGUUCAGUAAACUUUUUAAUAUAGGAAUUGUGUACCCUUUUGGCUAAGUAUACCAGUCUAUACAAGGAAACUAUAUUAAUGAAAACAACUUUAGGAAAGAAAAAAAUCCACAAGUAUAUUCUAAGUAAGUUAACUUUAAGAGUUAAUGAAAACCUCUGAAUUAGUAUAUUAUUUCUUGAGAGAUCUCUUUAUUCAAGAAACUUAAAAGUAGUAAACCUCAAAGUAGGAAUGGAUUAAUACAAAAAGAUAUUUGGUGAAGUAUGAUUAUUGGGCAUAUAUAUUGUUAGCACCAUAAAACAAAUUAUGGUCAAUGAUUAUAAAUCAGUGACAUAAUUUUGAUCUUCAGUGAUCCAGGCAUAGAAGGAAGAAUUGUCUUGAAAUUUUAUUUCAUUCUUUUUUAUCUCUUUUUAUA
Messenger RNA from Pipistrellus kuhlii (Kuhl's pipistrelle), 1506 nucleotides. It is a transcript of the gene NUDCD2, whose product is annotated as NudC domain containing 2. Gene Ontology annotation, biological process: protein folding. The transcript is spliced from 4 exons. Bases 241 to 714 code for a protein of 157 amino acids. NCBI's taxonomy places the organism in Eukaryota, Metazoa, Chordata, Mammalia, Chiroptera, Vespertilionidae. Gene Ontology annotation, cellular component: cytoplasm. The record is from RefSeq and is a predicted model, not a curated record.